Messenger RNA from Vitis riparia (riverbank grape), 1841 nucleotides. RefSeq names its product abhydrolase domain-containing protein C22H12.03. NCBI's taxonomy places the organism in Eukaryota, Viridiplantae, Streptophyta, Magnoliopsida, Vitales, Vitaceae. Bases 160 to 1311 code for a protein of 383 amino acids. The transcript has 13 exons. The record is from RefSeq and is a predicted model, not a curated record.
GACAGAGAGCGCGUGAGACACCAUCGCCAGCUUCGAUGUCUCCGCCUCCCAUUUCCGGUUCUCCAGGACUCGUACAAACCCCUAAUUCUGCUCCCCUGUCUUCACAAAUUCCACACCUCCAUUUCCACCAAAAAGUCGCCGUUUGAUUGAUCCCUCACAAUGUCGGCGAUCUCGAACUUUCCGGCGGCUCACCGGCAUCACGCAGCGCCAGUGGGGGUUUCGGGGGCGGGGAAGUUUGGGUUUCGGUCGGCGGUGGCUUCGGUGCCGUUCCAGGAUGAUAUAUUUCGGCGUUCUCAGUCAUCUCUUAGUCACUCAAGGAAGGCAGCUAAAUAUCCAAGUGUUCAAAUGGCAUUAGUCGAUGAGAGGGUUGCACGUGGUAGAAAUCUGGCAAAACCUUCCAGAAUUUUGGCAUAUGAUCUUGUUCAAGGACCACUUGUAAGAUGGAGUUCUAUUGCAGACAAGUCAAUUCCUGAUCCUCCAACAGCUGUUCUUGUGCAUGGCAUUCUAGGUAGCCGGAAGAACUGGGGUACCUUUGCUCGGAGAUUGGCCCAGGCAUUUCCAACAUGGCAGUUUCUCUCAGUAGACCUGCGGUGCCAUGGUGAUUCAGCAUCAAUUAGUAAGAGGGGCCCUCAUACUGUUGCUGCAGCUGCUCUUGAUGUCCUAAAGCUAGUUGCACAGCUUAGAAUAACACCUCGAGUUCUAGUUGGUCACAGCUUUGGAGGAAAAGUUGUCUUGAGCAUGGUGGAACAAGCUGCAAAACCUCUUGCACGACCAGUCAGAGUUUGGGUUCUAGAUGCAACUCCUGGGAAAGUUCGUCCUGGUGGAGAUGGAGAGGAUCAUCCAGAGGAACUAAUCUCUGUCCUUAGUAAAAUGCCCAAUGAGGUGUUUUCAAAGCGGGAUGUUAUGAAUGCUCUUAUUAAAGAAGGAUUUUCCAAAGAUGUGGCACAGUGGGUGGUAACAAACCUCCAACAGACCAGUUCCCCUGGUUCAUCAUCGCCAAGCUUCUCAUGGGUGUUUGAUCUCAAGGGAAUUGCUGAGAUGUAUCAAUCCUAUGAAGAAACAAAUUUAUGGAAUAUUGUGGAAGAUGUACCACGGGGUGUGCAUGUGAAUUUUUUGAAAGCAGAAAGGAGCUUGCACAGGUGGGCCCUUGAGGAUCUUCAGAGGAUUCAUGCUGCUGAGGAUCUGGCUGCUGAUGAAGGUGGUGGAGUGGAAAUGCAUGUUCUUGAAGAUGCUGGUCAUUGGGUGCAUGCUGAUAACCCAGAUGGCCUCUUCAGGAUUCUCUCCUCUUCCUUCCAAGGAAUCAAAACCUAAUGAACUCCCGAAUUUUCAUUCCUCAAGUUUUAACCAAUCGUUGUUUACAGUCUUCAUACAUUUAGCUUUUCUUUUCAACAUUUCUGCAUUCGUUUGUAUCAUAAUAGUUGUGCAUAUUCUUUUCUUCCCAUGUCUGUUCACCACAAGUCAUCAUUGGUUUGUCCCAAUACUAAAGUGACCACUUCUUGAAUCAAUCAGUUUUGUAAUGCAUAGCAAAGGUUUUAUAUACCAUUAGGAUCACCAUCAUGGAAGUCCUGAAUAAACUCAUUCGCUGGCUGCCAAAAAUGGAUUCUGGGAAAAUUCUUUGAAAUUGCAGUAGCUGGAAGGAAACAGGAAGGAGGGAAAAAAAGGGGAAAGAAAAAGAAAAACUGGUUAUCGGCUCAAAGGAGAUGAGACAAGGAGACUUCCUAUACGUAUCUUUGGUUUCUAGUUCUUCAUUUGUACUGCUGGAGUAUGUCUCAUUUGAAUCAUGUCAACAUAUAGUGAUGCUUAACAUUUAUUGUUUUUACCCAAUACAUUCUCCUGAAUGA